AUCGCCAUGUCUGGAAUUGCCCCAACCCCCGAAGACCUGGUUAAGACCGAGACUAAACAGGUUAUCCAGACCACCAUCUCAGCUGAAGCCACCCAUGUUGCAGCGGUUGAAGCCACCAAUGUUGAGACUGAUAAAGUGGCUCCGGCCGACAAGAGAAAGAGUGAGCGCCAGCACGGUCGCGACAGAAAGAAGCGGAACAUCGCUGAGAAAGAGGAGCGCAAAGCCAUGUAGAGUGUAUACACCCCGCAUGGACGCGGACGGGAACCCAAUCGCGAGGACCGAGGAGAGAAAGCCCAAGAAGAAGGUGGCGUGCUUGAUUGGCUACUGCGGAACCGGCUACCAGGGGAUGCAGCUUAAUCCCGGGUGCAAAACCAUCGAGGGGGAGCUCUUCGGUGCCUUUGUCAAGGCCGGGGCUAUUUCCCAGGACAAUGCCGACGACUUGAAAAAGUCUGGGUUCAUGAGAGCGGCCAGAACCGAUAAGGGCGUGCAUGCGGCCGGUAACGUGAUCUCGCUCAAGAUGAUUAUCGAGGAUCCAGAGCUUUUGAGCAAGGUCAAUGAGGAGUUGCCAGAGCAGAUCAAGGUCUGGGGUAUCGAGCGCACCAACAAAUCGUUUGACUGCCGCAAAAUGUGCUCUUCUCGGGUCUACGAGUACUUAAUUCCGUCCUACGCGUUCCUCCCACCGAAACCAACCUCCAGAUUGGGCCAGUUGAUCGAGGAAGGCAAGAUGGAGUUCCCUGGCAGCACCAGAGAGGACCCUGUAGGCUACCAGUGGUGGAGCGACCUCAGUGACGCGGUUGCGGCUGCGGGGGUUACCGCGGCGGACCUUGCGGCCAUCCAGGAGCACGCAGGGGAGAACCCAAUGGGCGAAAACGGGUUGACUGAGGUUGGUGCGUUGGCCAAGAAGGUUAGAGGCAUUGAAAACGGUGCAAGAAGGGCCUUCAGAAUUGACGCCGACAAGCUCAACUUGUUUAGAACGGCGUUGCAAAACUUUGUCGGGCCGCACAACUUCCAUAACUACACCUUGGGGAAGCACUUCAAGGAUCCAAGCGCCAACAGAUACAUGAAGUCGCUCUCUGUAUCGGAGCCGUUCGUCAUCGAUGGCACCGAGUGGUUAUCUGUGAAGAUCCACGGCCAAUCGUUCAUGUUGCAUCAGAUCAGAAAGAUGAUUUCCAUGUCGUCAAUGGUGGUCAGAACUGGCUGUCCGUUGGACAGAAUUACCGAGGCGUUCGAGCAGGCCAAGAUCAAUAUCCCCAAGGCCCCUGCCUUGGGGUUGUUGUUGGAACAGCCGGUCUACGAGGCGUACAACGCCAAGUUGGAAACCUUUGGCUACGAGCCAAUCACCUUUGAGAGGCACGCGAAGGAGAUGGAUGCGUUCAAGAUGAAGUACAUUUAUGACAAGAUCUACAACGAAGAGGUCAAGGAGAAUGUGUUUUGGGCGUUCUAUAACUUCAUCGACCACUAUGUUUCGGAGGACGACACCUUUGCGUUUUUCACCGCCAAGGGCAUCAACAAGGACCAAAAGGUGAAUGUCAAGGAGAUUGUCAUUCCAAACGAGAGUAAUGCGAAUAUUGAGGAGUAGGUGGAGGUGUUGUGGACAACCACUACCAUUAAGCGAGACGUGCUUGUGUAUUCUACGAACCGAAAUAUAAAUCUAGUUUACCCGAA
Babjeviella inositovora NRRL Y-12698 is the source of this 1665-nucleotide messenger RNA. RefSeq names its product pseudouridine synthase. Gene Ontology annotation, cellular component: nucleus. Gene Ontology annotation, molecular function: pseudouridine synthase activity; RNA binding. The coding region runs from base 95 to 1579 and encodes 494 amino acids. The record is from RefSeq and is a predicted model, not a curated record. Gene Ontology annotation, biological process: tRNA pseudouridine synthesis; mRNA pseudouridine synthesis. The transcript has 2 exons. Lineage: Eukaryota; Fungi; Ascomycota; Pichiomycetes; Serinales.